Messenger RNA from Microthlaspi erraticum, 639 nucleotides. The record is from the annotation of a GenBank genome assembly. Lineage: Eukaryota; Viridiplantae; Streptophyta; Magnoliopsida; Brassicales; Brassicaceae.
AUGGUUCCUCCGCACUCGCGAGGAGGAGGCGGGCUAGCCCACCUAUGGAAAAAGGAAAUCGAGCUAAGGAUCCUACAUCAAUGUGAUAAUUUUAUAGAUACAGAGAUACGCUUUCAAGGAAAAACAUUCAUGGCGACCUUUGUAUACGGAGCUCCAGAUAAAGAAAACAGGAAAGCAGUGUGGGAUGCAAUAAUAGAAAAAACGGAGGGAAGAGAUACACCAUGGCUCUUAACCGGCGAUUUCAAUGAAAUUCUUGACAACUCCGAGAAAGUGGGUGGUCCGGCCCGACAAGAGAACUCCUUCGUGGACUUCAGAUCCUUCAUGUCAGAAUGCGAUCUGUACGAUCUGAGGCAUUCAGGAAACUUCCUGUCCUGGAGAGGGGUCAGAUAUAAACAUAACGUUAAAUGCCGUUUAGACAGAGCUAUGGCAAAAAGUGCAUGGAUAGAAGCUUACCCGUCUGGAAGAUGCGAGUACUUAAACUACGAGGGAUCUAGUCAUAGACCCAUCAUCACCUUCUUCUAUCCUGCAAAGAAGAAACGAAAAGGCUUAUUCCGAUAUGAUAGAAGCUUAAGGAACAACGAGGAAGUAAAGCUUUUAGUAGAGAGAAGACUUGGAAGGCUUACCCCAACGCAGAUAUAG